Molecule: messenger RNA, 932 nt
Organism: Zophobas morio
Lineage: Eukaryota; Metazoa; Arthropoda; Insecta; Coleoptera; Tenebrionidae
Exons: 4
Coding region: 85-822 (245 amino acids)
Source: RefSeq, a predicted model, not a curated record
UUAAAAAUAACCCACUGUAAUCAAAGACAGCAGUGCAAUUUUGAAGCAUCAUGUCACAAAUAUGUCAAAAUUAUCAAAUGUAAAAUGUCGGAUUGCUCAGAGUUACCAUUUUUUCCCAAACAUGAAACCAACAAUUUACAAAACCACUCUGAAAUCAGAAUAACGUUUUUCGAGUCAAAAUUUUCUCAGAGCCACUAUAACUAUCAGAAUGUACCGAUUUCAAGCAAUGCCUGUACUCUGAUUGCUGUCUUGAUGGCAUCCUAUUGUAGGCACGAAAGGAUUAUUAUAAACAAGCCUGAUAGUGCUUUAAACGUAAGAUUAAUUUACCUGCUUGCAUAUAGCAUUUUAGAUGGAAACAAAAUUCACGAAAACUUAAAAAACAAAGGUAUUUUAGAUAACUUUAAUUUGACCGUUCCUGAAGCUAUGAAAUUUGCUGGAUAUCGCGCUGAAGGCUUAACUGAAUGGAAAAGUAUGAUUUACAUGGAAUCUUUAUUCCAUUCUCUCUACGCCAACAUAAAAAGCAAUUUAUUAGAAUGGAACAAAAGCAACAAGAACAAACAUAAUUCUGAUUUAUUUAUAAUUUUAAUUGCUGAUAACAGAAGUGUCCUCUUUAUUUUGCAAAAUGAAACUGUGAGCCUGGUUGAUUCUCACCAACAUUCAGAUAACAAAGGCGCCAUCAUCGCUGUGGCUUUAAGGGAAAAAUUUAACAUUUUGUGUUUGUGGUACGGUCAUAUCAUAAAUAAAUGUUACAAAUGUGACCCCGGUUUAUACGAAUUAUCGUUUUUGUAUUUUCAAAGCAGAGAUUGUAAUCAACAACACUAAUUUUAUAGCGUGUGGUCAGCUAUAAUGUAAAAUUUUGUAAUGACUGCAAUUAUUUUCCUAAAAUCAGGUUUUUCCAGUUGAACAAUAAAAUUCACCGAUAUUAUAGAUAA